This is a messenger RNA of Mustela erminea (ermine), 4861 nucleotides long. RefSeq names its product Rho/Rac guanine nucleotide exchange factor 18 (gene ARHGEF18). Bases 495 to 4601 code for a protein of 1368 amino acids. Gene Ontology annotation, biological process: small GTPase-mediated signal transduction. NCBI's taxonomy places the organism in Eukaryota, Metazoa, Chordata, Mammalia, Carnivora, Mustelidae. Gene Ontology annotation, molecular function: guanyl-nucleotide exchange factor activity. The transcript is spliced from 28 exons. The record is from RefSeq and is a predicted model, not a curated record.
AUAAAAACCAGAGACACAAGGAAACCUUUCAGGCAGUGGCAGAGGAGACAGGAGUCAAUAGAGGUUGUCCAGGCACCAGGGAUGGGACAGGAGUGAUUUGGGGAAAGUGGAGACCCGCCCGGAGGCUGCUGCCCGGGUCACAGGAGGGACAGGCGACCCUGAGCCAGCCGCGACCAGAGGCGGAAGAAGAGGGACCGUGGUAUAUACAGGACAGAGGGAGGAGGCGGAGGCGGAGAAGGAGCGCCGCGGAGGUGGGAGGGACAAGGCUCCACCGUGCAAAGGAGAGAUUCCGGAGAAAGAGAGGUGAUGCCAACAGGAGGGCGCGUGCUCCGGAAGUCAAACCCGGAGUUACCGCCGCUCCAACAAUCCUCCUUCCCCGCAUCGGCCCAAAGGCAUUGAAAGCAGGGACUCCAGCGGGCUGUCUGUACGCCCAUGUUCACAGCACACUUCACAGCCACCCAGCGUGGAAGCAACCCACGUCCACUGCAGGAUAAAUGGGUACCAAGAGGAAGGAAGGGGAGGACGGUAUGCCUGGGCAGCUCGGGGACAGCACGGAGGACCUCAGCCUGGACUUGGGGGCCCUGCAGGGCAGCGAGUAUCUCCAGGAUCUGGGCCUUGGGACCUUUUCCCACAGCCAGCCUGGGGAAGCCAGGGACAGCGGUCCCCCCAACGAAGAGGCCGGAAGAACAUCGACCGUGUCCAGCCCCGCGGAGUCCCAGGGCCUGCCUCGGAGACGCAGCUGGGAGAGGUCGCGGAGCUGCUCCGAGAGCUGGCAGAGGCUCAGCCCUGAGGCGUUGGCUGUGAAGGAGGGGCCCUGUCUCCCUCGGACGCUGGCCAGCCUUGCUCUGAACCUGCCAGGAGAGGACCUGCAGGCCUGGACCCAGGAGUGUCUGUCUGGGGGUGCGACCCCAGUAGAGCACCCAGGCAAGGAAUGUGACAGCCCUGAGAAAAGAGUGAGGUCACGGUCCGUUCCCGCGUCCUUCGAUGAGAUCAGCUCCCUGGAAAUCUCUCCGGCUUUGGACGCGCCCAGUCCAACUGCUCAAGGUUUGGAGCCCCCGGUGCUGGAGUGCAUGGAAAAGGACCACGUGGAGCCUGAGCACGUGCUGAUUGUCCAGCAGGUGCUUCAAGAACUUCGGCAGUACCAUGGGGCCUGGCAGAGGGCUCGCUUGUCAGGCAGCCCCGGAGGAGCCGGCUCCAACCUCACCUGGUUCGAGUUCCUGUCUGAGAGCGAGGACAGCGCCAACAAGAUUGAGCGGAGUAACAGAAGCACCAGGGUAAAGCGCAGACUGAGCUCCCUACGUAGUCGGGUCACCAGGCAGAAGGAGAAGGGGAAGAGCCCAGUGGUUCUAAAGGACAAGGGUCAGGAUGCUAGAGAGAAGAAGGAAUGUGUCAACGGGCAUCAGCUGGCGCAAGGGACCUUCCUUGGCCACUCCAGCUGCCCUCUUUGUGGCAAACCCUUUCUGAGCUCUGCGUCCCUGAAGGAGCACCCAAGGGCCACCCUCUUGUCUGAUGGCAGCCCGGCUCUGUCCAGGAAUGUCGGCAUGACGGUCUCACAAAAGGGGGCGCCGCAGCCAGCACCCAGCCCGGCAGGAACGGGGACACAGCUUGGACCAAUCGCAGGAGAGAUGGAUGAAGCCGACUCCGUGUUUUUAAAAUUUAAGCAGGCAGCUGAUGACUCUCUUUCGCUCACAUCCUCGAGUGCCGAGCCCAUUUUUGUAGAAGAUCCCUGCACGACUUCGCUGAGGAGCGAGUUUGAGUCAGAUGCCCGCGAUUUCGAGGCCGAGUCCUGGAGCCUUUCCGUGGACGCGGCAUAUGCAAAGACCCAGAAGAAGGAGGUGGUCAAGAGGCAGGAUGUGCUCUAUGAGCUGGUGCAGACAGAGGUGCACCAUGUCCGGACACUCAAGAUCAUGCUGAAGGUCUACUCCAGGGCCCUGCAGGAGGAGCUCCAGUUCAGCAGCAAGGCCAUCAGCCGCCUCUUCCCUUGUGUGGACGAGCUGCUCGACCUACACAGCCACUUCCUCUCUCGGCUGAAGGAGCGCCGCCAGGAGUCCCUGGAGGAGGGCAGUGACCGCAAUUACGUCAUCCAGAAAAUCGGGGACCUCCUGGUGCAGCAGUUCUCUGGCGAAAAUGGGGACAGAAUGAAAGAAAAAUAUGGUGUCUUUUGUAGCGGCCACAAUGACGCAGUCAGUCAUUAUAAGUUGCUACUACAGCAAAACAAGAAAUUUCAAAGCCUGAUCAAGAAGAUCGGCAACUUCUCCAUCGUGAGGCGGCUCGGCGUGCAGGAGUGUAUCCUUCUGGUCACUCAGCGCAUAACCAAGUACCCCGUGCUAGUGGAGCGCCUUAUUCAGAACACAGAAGCCGGCACCGAGGACUACAGAGACCUGACCCAGGCCCGGAACCUCAUCAAGGACAUCAUCUCCCAAGUGGACGCAAAGGUCAGCGAGUACGAGAAGGGCCAGCGCCUCCGGGAGAUCGCAGGGAAGAUGGACUUGAAGUCGUCCAGCAAGUUCAAGAACGGGCUGACCUUCCGCAAGGAGGACAUGCUGCAGCGGCAGCUCCAGCUGGAGGGCCCGCUGUGCUGGAAGACCACGUCGGGGCGCCUGAAAGACGUCCUUGCUGUCCUGCUGACCGACGUGCUUUUGCUGCUACAAGAAAAGGAUCAAAAAUACGUCUUUGCCUCCGUGGACUCGAAGCACCCAGUCAUCUCCUUACAAAAGCUCAUUGUGAGGGAAGUGGCCAACGAGGAGAAAGCCAUGUUCCUGAUCAGCGCCUCCCUGCGAGGGCCCGAGAUGUACGAGAUCUACACCAGCUCCAAGGAGGAGAGGAACACUUGGAUGGCCCACAUCCGAAGGGCCGUGGAGAGCUGCCCGGACGAGGAGGAGGGGCCCUUCAGCGAGGCGGAGGAGGAGAAGAAGGUGUUCGAGGCCCGCGCCCUGAGGCUGAGGGACUUCCAAGAGCGACUGAACGUGAAAGACCAGCAGAUUGCACAGAGCCUUGGCGAGAAGCAGCAGAUCUACCUGGAGAUGGCGGAGAUGAGCGGGCUGGAAGACAUCGCUCAGUCGCGACUCCUCUUCCGAGGAGGGGAUUCCUCGGAGACCAUGCAGGGGGAGCUGAUCCUCAAGUCGGCCAUGAGUGAGAUCGAGGACAUCCAGACCCUGAUCUGCAGGCAGCUGGGCAGCGCCAACAGCCAGGUGGAAGACGGGGGUGGCUCCGCAGGCCUGCCCCGCAGGGCAGAGACCUUUGGGGGCUAUGACACCGUGAGCAGCCCCGGCAAGAAUGGCAGUUUGAAGAAGGCCUCCAGCAGUGACCCCGGCCCCCGAGACUGGCAAGGCCCGGUGCGCAGCCCAGACUCGCAGCCCAGCAGCCCCCGGGAACCCCCUGAGGAGGCCCCACCUGCAACACCGUUGUCUCCACAGGUCACUGUGCCGGGUGUGGAGUGUGGCCCCCGUCAGCCCCUGGUCCUGGAGUUUGAGCUUGUCCAGCGGAUCCAGACCCUGUCGCAGCUGCUUCUCAGCCUCCAGGCAGUCAUCGCGCAGCAGGACAGCUGCGUGGAGAUGCAGAGGGCGUCCAUCCAGGAGCGCGAGAAGCAGCUGCGGCUGCAGUCCACGCGCGGGAACAUGCUGCUGGAGCAGGAGCGCCAGCGCAACUUCGAGAAGCAGCGGGAGGAGCUGGCGGGCGUGCAGAAGCAGCAGGGCCGCCUGCGGCAGGAGCAGCAGCGCUGGGAGCGGGAGCGGGAGCGCCAGCAGCAGGAGCUGGAGCUGGCGGCCGCGCGGCUGCGGCAGCGCGAGAGCGAGGCGGCGCGGCUGCAGGAGCAGCUGAGCCAGGAGCGCGAGAGGCUGGAGCAGCAGCGGCGGGCCUACCAGCACGACCUGGAGCGGCUGCGGGAGGCCCAGCGCGCCGUGGAGCGCGAGCGGGAGCAGCUGGAGCAGCAGCGGCGCCUCAAGAAGCAGAACACGCUGCCCGGGGCGCUGCCACCGGACUCGCUGGCGGAGGCCCAGCCCCCAAGCCACACUCCCAGCUUCAACGGGGACGGGCUGGAAGGGCCGGCCGCCCUCGCCAAGGCACCGGGAGCCCGGGCGAGCGUGCUGCCGUCCGGCGCCAGCCCCGAAUUCGCAGAGCGCCCCGAGGUGGCCCGCCGGGACAGCGCCCCGGCCGAGAGCCGGCCGGCCAAGAGCGACGUGCCCAUCCAGCUGCUCAGCACCACCAACCAGCUCCAGCGGCAGACGGCGGUGCAGCAGCAGAUCCCCACCAAGCUGGCCGCCUCCACCAAGGGCGGCAAGAGCAGGGCCGGCAAGAGCAGGGGCUCCCAGCGCUGGGACAGCUCAGCCUCCUCCGACCUGAAGCAGCAGCUGUUCCUCAGCAAGCUCGUGGGCAAGGACGAGAACACCGCUCGGCACCGCCGCUCGCUGAGCCCCGUCCUGCUCAGCGGCCACGGCUCUGUACCCCCCGCAGAACCCUGCUGCCCGGCCCCAGCUGACGUCCCUCCUGAGUGCUUCUCCCUCAAGCCUGGGGGCACCCCCGUGCCCCCCUCCCCCUCGCCACUGCCCACCACGCCACUCGACAGAGAGGACAGCAACAAGGAAGACGUCAUCUUCUUCUAGAGGGGCUGUGGCUCGAGGUGCAGACCCCUCCCUGUCCUGCUGUCCGGGGGACAGCCCAGUCCCUCUCCUCUUCCCGAGCAAACCACCACCAGCGGCCACCUGGCUUGGGUCAGGGUCAAGGUCAGGGCCAGGGCUGGCCCAUUGUCUCGAGGCUCUUUCUGUAGGUUUAGCAGUGGUGCCUGGGUAACUUUCUAAGCCUCUUUUUUUUUUAACACAAAAAGGAAAGUUUUUAAUCGAAGGUUGAACCAGAGCUAACCCAA